Molecule: messenger RNA, 1386 nt
Organism: Aspergillus nidulans FGSC A4
Lineage: Eukaryota; Fungi; Ascomycota; Eurotiomycetes; Eurotiales; Aspergillaceae
Exons: 1
Coding region: 1-1386 (461 amino acids)
Source: RefSeq, a predicted model, not a curated record
AUGACAGUCCAACCACUCCUACUUCUGGCCCUGAGCUCCCUCGCGAUAGGCGUAGUCUCCAUCGUGGACCCUUGCGAUUUCGCUGAUAUCGCAGCGGAUGCCGGGGACAAUGCCAUAAUGGCCGAUUACAUCACCGACAACGGCGGCCCCAUGUACCUGGACUAUAAUAUCACCGGGCCUUACUACUACGCCGACGCCGACGUGCAACUGGUCCAUGAAACCUUGUCCGUCGACGCGAACGACACCAGCGUGCUCGUUGCUACAGACAGUGCCAAUGUGAAUCUAUCCCACGUCGAGGUGAUCAAGACAGGAUACUGCACCUGGCUGACCCAGGCGAGCUUCUUCGGCGUCAACGCCGCAAUCAAUAUUGCCAAUGGCUCUACGGCAUAUAUCGAGGACAGCAACAUUACAGUCCACAAUGGAGCAGCCAACAUCUUUGCCUACGGUACUGGAACAGUCGUUUAUGUUAGCAACACCGAUCUCUACAGCUCCGGCCCCGUCGCGCACGGUCUCUACGCUGCCGGCAACGGGACAAUCUACGCGUCCAAUGUCCGCCAUUACUCUGGCGGAAAUCGCUGCUCCUCCUUCUCCGGCGACACUCCCGCUGGAUAUGUGUACGUGGACGACGCGGUUGCGCACACGGCGGGAGUGGGCAGUGCCAUCUUCUAUGCCUUGGGCGAGGUAUACGGGACCGACGUCGUGGGACUGGCCGAGAACGCCCCCGUCCUCUUCAGCGAUGGAGCACAAAAAGCGGUUUUCAAGAACGUCGACUUCACUGCCGGCCUGCUCGCAGGGACUGUCAUGUUCUCGUCUGCCGAGCGACAGAGCGGAGCGUCGAUUUCCUUCGAAGACUCCCGGUUGACAACAUUGAAGGAGGACAUGGCCGCGCUCUGGUUCGGCAACGUCGUUGCCAGCGCUCGCCUGGUCGCUACGAAUAUCAGCUCUGCCUCGGGGAUUCUUGUCCUGGCCAAUGCCUCUCAGGUCACCCAGGCGUUCAACCACUUCGCUGGCGUCGAGGAGAACCCCUCGAUCAAGCCUGCUGAAGUGGCAGUCUCCGUGGCUGAGUCGGCCCUGGAGGGAGAUAUUGUAGCGUACAAUAAAAGCUCUAUUUCCUGGAAUCUUACAGAGCACUCGAGCUGGACCGGGUCUGCGUACUCGGCCACUGGGGCUGCCCGUUUCGAUGUCUCUCUUGACGAAACCUCCACCUGGACGCUUACGCGGAACGUGAGUCUGCACAAUUUCGCCAAUGUAGUCCCAGAUCAUGGGAACAUUCGUUCUCGAGGAUUCAGUAUUCACUAUAACGCCUCGGCAGCUGGCAGCAAGUGGCUCAAAUCUAAAACUGUGGCCCUGCCGGGAGGUGGCCAUCUUAGGCCGUACCCUCAGUAG